This is a messenger RNA of Trichechus manatus latirostris (Florida manatee), 3821 nucleotides long. RefSeq names its product acyl-coenzyme A thioesterase THEM4. The transcript is spliced from 6 exons. NCBI's taxonomy places the organism in Eukaryota, Metazoa, Chordata, Mammalia, Sirenia, Trichechidae. The coding region runs from base 441 to 1142 and encodes 233 amino acids. The record is from RefSeq and is a predicted model, not a curated record.
UGUAGGGUUUCCAAGGCUGUAACCUUUACGCAAGCAGACUGCUACAGUUUUCUCCCUCAGAGCAGCUGGUGGGUUCGAACCGCCGGCGGAACGGUUAGCAGCUCAGCAGCCGAGCUUUUUAACCCCUGGGCCGCCCUGGAGAAGGUCUACCCGGACGAAAAAGCCGAGGCCAGAAGUUAGUCCAAAGGCGGCGCCCUCCGUACCUCCCUCCCCCGACACGCCGGCAGCCUUCUCACCUCGCGACCCGCCGCCUUUGGGGACCCGCGGCCCGGCGUAGCGGCUCCGCCCCCGCCUGCCUCCAGGUUGACGGAGUCUCCGGGGUUGACGCGGGUGAGCAGGCGGGUGGGUGAACGAAUUUGCCUUUUCGGCGGCGAAGGAGAGAGGCGGCCGCCCGUACGCCACCGGCGGGGAGUGCGGAGUCCCGCGGCGCCCUCGGACCCAUGCUGCGAAGCUGCGCCGCGCGCCUGCGUCCGCUCCUCGUGGCGCACGGCCGGCCGGGAGGCGCGCGCCUGACGAGCACAUUUUCUUUUGAAGAAGUCACUCAGAAGGACCAUGCUCUCCCCAAACCCAGCUGGAGCAAGGACCUUAGGCUCCUCUUUGACCAGUUCAUGAAGAAAUGUGAAGAUGGCUCCUGGGAACGUUUGCCUUCAUGUAGCCGUCAUUCCGUGCAAAGAUUUCAAAACUUCACAAAAGCUUUUUUUUCUGGCUCAAUACCUGUGAAAGAAGAACAAAUAUCACAGGCCAAGUUCUUCCCCAGAAGCUUUGAGGAUGGCCUGGGCUUUGAAUAUGCCAUGUUCUGGAGUAAGGAUGAGAAAAGAAUAGUUUGCCUGUUUCAAGGAGGUCUCUACCUACAAGGAAUACCUGGCUUCCUCCACGGAGGUGCCCUUGUGACCCUGAUCGAUACCACUCUUGGUACGCAUGCGAUGCUAGCUGGGGGAGCUGUCAUGACUGCUAACCUCAGCAUCAAUUUUAAAAGGCCUAUGCCACUGUGUUCUGUUGGUGUGAUAAAUACCCAACUGGAUAAAAUUGAAGGAAGGAAACUUUUUGUUUCCUGUAAUAUUCAAAGUGUUGAUGAGAAGACCGUAUACACAGAGGGAACAGGCUUAUUUAUAAAGCUGGAGCCUGGUAAAACUUUGGUAUAGAGGAGCAUCUGGUGAAUUCCACAGCAUUCUGCCCAAGGUUCUCCCUCCUCCAGAAGCAUCGUCUGCACUCCGCUCUUCUCGCCCACAGCCGCGUUCCCUGCAGGGAGAAGCCUGCUAACAUCAACCUUCCCCAACCGUCCUCUGAACACAGCUCCAGGAACUCAGUCUCCACUCCCAAUGUUUUGACACAGAAGCCCUCCCUGUGAAAGUAUCAGCAGCUGUUUGUGUCUCCUUAGGAUAAGUGUCCAGUUCUCCUGAGAUUUGAAUGAGCUCCUUAAGGUUGCAUCAGCCUGAGGUCUGCUCCAUUGCAGACUAGAGAAAAAGUUCGUAAAAAAAACGGUUAGUGCAAACUUAGACAUGGUAGAAAGAAGGCAUAAAUAUCUGGGUGUAUGUAUGUCUCUGUACCUGUGCAUUGUAAUUACAGAGUUUUGUUGUAUCUGAACAGAUGAAUCUUUUGGGCUAGAUUAGGAAGCUAGGUCCUCUAGGUAUGGAUACCUCAAAUCUGAUGUCUAGGAUUCUAGGGAUUAAUCCACUGACCGCUGUUAACGUAACGUACGCUGCUAUGUCUUACCAACAGCAUAGCUUAUCAUCACUGAAGGGGUCUUAGACAAGACUGACAGUGAACUGGGAGACUAAUGUUCUAGAAAACACAGAAGUAGAUUCUGCUUCCAAAUACAGACAGUAGAUUCUUUGGGUUCCACUUGCUUUACCCUUACUGAAAGUUUAGGUUCAAUCAUAUGAAAUCACCAUUUUUAAAGGUCAGAAGGGUUGGAUGUUGACAGUUUCCUGUGGCUCAACCUAAUAAGUUAGGGACAGCUUUGUGGUACCCUCGCCAGUCCUCCUUCCGCAGCCAAAAGAUCCGCUGGGAGACCUCCACUGCCAGAGCAGACUGACCCCAGGAUGACCAAGCCCGAGGAAGACUCAAAUCCUGGAAGCUGUUGCCCACCUGCAGUCCCUGAGCUGCAAGAAAGGAUGCAGCAGAAAGGGCCCUGCAGAGGUGAGGCUGGCGGUACCUCCUCUCUGGAAACUCUGGGAGAGCUUGGAAAAGUGCCCUGGAGGUGGCUGGGCUCGCAGCUCUGCAGCUUACAUGUUUGGCAGCAGCUGCCCUUUCUUCCCAGUCUUCCUUCCGUCCAAUCCCAAAACUACAGAGAGAGCAGGCACUUUUAACAGCUUUAUCCCACAGCUUGCUUUCCAUGGAAACCAAGCGUGUUAAAAACGUGAGGCCCACAGAGUGAGCCAUCAUUGCUGUCUAGUUUCAUUUGCUUGGCAGAGAGGAAGUUCAGACGGUGAAGGUAUUUACUCUUAUCCUUUGCUGUACUGGAACAGGCUUGCAAAGCUGCUAAAGCAUGCCAGACCUUCCAGGCAGAAGAACCUAAUGAAAAGAAUGUGCCGAACGGCCAUUUUUUCUUCUUUCUUCUAAGUUUGCUCCUAGCUAUCUUUCUGUCCACUUUUCCAGGUUCCGUUCUCACACUGGCUUGGUCGCAACCAGGGUACAUUGCAGUGUAUGAGUGAGACUCUGAAUAAGGCCAACUAAGGAAGAAGCUCAGUAGCUGUUAGCACAGGUUUCCUCAGAGCCAGUGAGGAAAAACUGGUCUCCCUGCUUUGCAGCAGAUGUAUUCCUAGGCUUGACCAAGCCCUGGCGUUCUUGCCUCCAUCAGGUUGUAUUUUGAUAAAUGCGUAGAUUUGGGAAAAGGUGGCUGAACAGUCAGAAAGGAGGAGGAAAAGAGGGGUCACAAUUGUCACCAGCUCCCCUCCAUCAUGGGCCUGCUGCAUAGCCCAAUGGACCAAUUCCUCAUCGCCCAUUUCCCCCUCUGUACCAUGGUGGCAAAUGAUAUUUUGAGUGAAGAUUAGAAAUUGAUGCUGUUAGUGUUAAAACAUCUCCGAACUAUCAGUCCAAACAUAACCAGGCAGUGAAUUUUUGCUCCUACCACUGGGUUUCUCAAUGUUUGAGAGGCCCAAUAAAAAGACAGUCAUGGCACAGAAAUACAUUGUUGGAGGAAUAAAAAAAAUAAUGUAAAAUAAGAUGAAGGUGUUUCUCUAAUGGGAAGGCGAGAUGAAACAAAAGGAAGUCAAAAAAAACCUUUAGUUCUGUGUCAAAGAAGUGCAUCUCUCCCACGUUCCUGUGUCUCCCACCCCAUGACCUUCUCAGGACCCUGGCUCUUCCCUCCAUCCUGGGGAGCUGUGAGGCCCAAUUAUUUUUCUACCUAGUAACUGGCCAUCGUGGAACCCUAGACAAACAUAUUCUUCAGUGCCAAGCAUACAACACUUUCUAUGGUGGAAACAACAAGUUUGGCAUUGUAAAAAUAUGUUCAAAUCACUAAAAAUAAGUUAGGGAUUUUAUGGUUCAGAAAAGUAAAUAAAAUUUGUUUUGAUAGUUUCCCUGGUCUGGCACUACUAUGACUAGUUCAGAAUUACAGAAUUGGCUUAUUCCUCAUCUUAAUUGUGGAUUUAAGAUUAAGUGUGAUAGUAAAUGUAUCAGUCUUAUGUUUGUGAUAAGUAUUUUUUUUUUUUUAGGUCUUAUAUAUAUUAUUGCUUAGAUGAAGUUAAAAUUGCCCAAACCAGAUACCUUGAAAAGGUUUCAUUUUCUUCCAUUCUUGCCUUCUCUGACAGGUUCUUUUAGACUACAUCCACUCCCUGCCUCUGUACCCAUCUCUAGCAGAACUUCUCACACUCUUUUUG